Messenger RNA from Sodiomyces alkalinus F11, 4019 nucleotides. RefSeq names its product DNA polymerase gamma. Gene Ontology annotation, molecular function: DNA-directed DNA polymerase activity; 3'-5' exonuclease activity; DNA binding. Gene Ontology annotation, biological process: mitochondrial DNA replication. The transcript has 2 exons. The record is from RefSeq and is a predicted model, not a curated record. The coding region runs from base 214 to 3645 and encodes 1143 amino acids. Lineage: Eukaryota; Fungi; Ascomycota; Sordariomycetes; Glomerellales; Plectosphaerellaceae. Gene Ontology annotation, cellular component: mitochondrion; gamma DNA polymerase complex.
CGUGAUUAUUUAAUUUAUUUAAUUUACUUUAGACCAGAGUUAAUAGGUACUUCGCCAGAGACAUCAGACAAGGUGACGCAGACGCAGUUUGACGGUCGCAGGGUAGACUUCAUGCACUCACUUCACACUCCACGACCCAGUGUUUCAACUUCGCCUCUGGGACUACAGUAACAAACACCAUUUCAAAAUGAAUCUCAGCAGACGGUAACAAAAAUGCGACAGAUUGUACAUGGGCACUUCUGGAGGGGCCCAACAGCAACCUGCGGCCGAUUGGUGAAAUCUCAUCAAGUGCGCCCCCAUAUUGGCGUGAUACGAUGGCAACCCUCCGUCGCCCUCAGCACCGACACAGCUAAGAUCGAAUCUUCUUCGCCAGACCAGGUACAGGGACACGGGAAGAGUCUAGCGAUCCCGUCGCAACCACGUUUUAACGAGAUCGGCGUUCAGCAACUCAGUUCCCACAUCCAUGGCCAAAUAUUUCCCAACGGGAAUUCUCCCCCGCCGGCGGCUCUUGUAGAGCUCGCUAAAGAUCACUUGCGCAGACAUGAUCUACUGGGGAAAAAUACCGACAACAGCGAUCCUAUCGCGUUCGACCUGCCCCCACUGCACGGCCGAUCUCUCGACGAACACUUUCACAAACUUGGGGUGGACUGCGCUGAGCCAUACCUAACCAUGGCGAAGCAAUUUGUCGUUGCCAAUGCGCCCCCGAAACCCCGGAAGUGGGUCCGCCGCAGCGGGUGGACCAAAUACCAUGCGGACGGACGUGCCGAACCUGUCGAUGCGCCCGACGAUACGAUCCUUUGCUUCGAUACUGAGGUCAUGUGGAAGGAGAGCUCAUUUGCCGUCAUGGCCUGCGCUCAAAGCCCCACGGCCUGGUAUGCCUGGUUGUCGCCGUGGCUAUUAGGCGAAUCCGACAACGACCGCCACCUGAUCCCCCUGGGCGAUCCAUCCAGAGAGCGCAUCAUCGUGGGCCACAACAUUGGAUACGAUAGGGCCCGUAUUCUGGAGGAGUACGACGUACGCCAAACGCGGAAUGCUUACCUGGAUACCAUGUCCUUGCACGUCGCCGUCAACGGCAUGUGCUCCCAGCAGCGGCCGACUUGGAUGAGGCACAAGAAGAACCGGGAGCUCCGGGAACGCAUUGCCACUCAGUCAGAGGACGUACAACUGGCCGAGCUUCUGAGGAAUAGUGCGCUACGUCAAGAAGAGGAGGACCUGUGGGUCGAGCGCAGCUCCGUCAAUUCCCUGCGGGAUGUUGCCAAAUUCCAUCUCGACGUCGCCAUCGACAAAGCGAUCCGAGACGAGAUGGGAACCCUAGACCGAAAUGGAGUCCUCGGAAAACUGGACGAGAUGUUGGACUACUGUGCUGCUGACGUCGCCAUAACCCACCGAGUCUUCCAGGUCGUGUUCCCCAACUUCCUCUCCACCUGCCCUCAUCCCGUGAGCUUUGCCGCUCUCCGACACCUCUCCUCCGUCAUUCUCCCCGUGAAUACGUCCUGGGACGCCUACAUUGCGAACGCCGAAGCCACCUACCAGAAGCUUUCUGACGCUGUCGUGGAACGGCUGGUUGGCCUGACGGAGGAGGCGUUGAAGAUCAAGGAUUGUCCGGAGAUCUGGGGCAACGAUCCGUGGCUAAAGCAACUGGACUGGUCUGGGCAGGAGAUCAGGAUGGUGAAGGGAAAGAAGAAGAAUGACCCUCCCCGGCCUGCUGCGAGGCAGAAAAAGCCCGGUAUGCCCCAGUGGUACAAGGAUCUGUUUCCGAAGAAUGACGCACCCAUCAACAUCAGCGUCAGGACGCGGAUCGCUCCGUUGCUUCUCAAGCUUUCCUGGGACGGGCGUCCCCUUUUCUGGUCGGAUACAUAUGGCUGGACCUUUCGGGUCUCGAAAUCAGAGGCUCCCAAAUACCUCAGCAAGCAGAUGAUACGGUGCGACUUUAGCGACGAGAAAAUCGAUGCCCCGAGGGAAGACGUCCAGGGAGUGUACUUCAAGCUACCACAUAAGGAUGGUCCGACAGCGAGGUGCACCAACCCCAUGGCCAAGAGCUAUCUGUCAUACUUCGAGAGCGGGGCGCUCUCGUCCACAUACUCCUACGCUAAGGAGGCGCUGGAAAUGAACGCAUCCUGUUCAUACUGGAUCAGCGCACGAGACCGGAUUAUGUCUCAGAUGGUUGUCUACGGCGAUGAUCUGGCGAACAACAAGAAGACCGGGGCAGAAAUCCCAAGCGACCAGGGAUUCAUUCUCCCGCAGGUCAUCCCGAUGGGGACGAUCACCAGGAGAGCCGUCGAGAACACGUGGCUCACGGCCAGCAAUGCUAAGAAGAACAGGGUAGGAUCGGAGUUGAAGGCCAUGGUCAAGGCCCCACCGGGCUACAGCUUCGUCGGUGCCGAUGUCGACUCGGAAGAGUUGUGGAUCGCGAGUUUGAUGGGGGACGCUACCUUCAAGCUCCACGGCGGCAAUGCCAUCGGCUUCAUGACCCUGGAAGGCACAAAGGCGGCAGGCACCGAUCUCCACUCCCGGACGGCUAGCAUCCUCGGCAUCACGAGGAAUGAUGCCAAGGUGUUCAACUACGGCCGUAUUUACGGCGCGGGGUUGAAGUUCGCCGCGCAGCUCCUGCGCCAGUUCAACCCGACGCUGUCGGAGAAGGAGACGCUGGAGAUCGCGUCUAGACUGUAUGCCAACACGAAAGGGACCAAAACGAACAGGAAGAUCUUGCACAAGCGACCCUUCUGGCGGGGCGGGACCGAGUCGUUCGUUUUCAACAAACUCGAGGAGUUUGCGGAGCAAGAGCGACCACGGACGCCCGUGCUAGGCGCGGGCAUCACCGAGGCGUUAAUGGGGCGCUACAUCAACAAAGGCGGCUACCUCACUUCCCGCAUCAACUGGGCCAUUCAGUCUUCGGGCGUCGACUAUCUCCAUCUCCUCGUCGUGGCCAUGGACUACUUGACGCGCCGUUUCAACAUCGAUGCUCGUGUCGCCAUCACUGUCCAUGACGAGAUCAGAUACCUGGUGAAGAACGACGACAGGUAUCGUGCGGCCAUGGCGCUGCAGGUCGCCAACAUUUGGACGAGGGCCAUGUUCGCCGAGCAGGUCGGCAUCCACGACCUCCCGCAGUCGUGCGCAUACUUCUCCGCCAUCGACAUCGACCACGUCCUGCGCAAGGAGGUGGACAUGGACUGCGUCACGCCCAGUCACCCGACCUCCAUCCCGCCGGGUGAAAGUAUUGACAUCCAGACCCUUCUGGACAAGGGGUCCGAGGCGCACCUCGACCCGAAUAUCGUCCCGGACCCGGCACGCGCGCCCAAGCUGGACGGUAUCCCCUACACGCCGCGGACGCCCGUGAUGGCUUCGCUCCAGCAAGCCGAGAAACACGACCUCGCGUUCCUCCGGGCGCAGAUUGCCGAGAACGAGAAGGAACUCGGCGAGAUCAUGAAGGAGCAGCGGAAGACGCUCCCUGCUGCGAUGACGAAGAAGACGGGCAAGGGCCGGCUGCCGUACUACUCGUACCCUUCGCUGGUCCCGACCGAGGAACCGCUGACGGUGUCGGCUGCAUUGGGCAACAAGUUCAUGCGAUAUGAUGGCAAGGCCAAGUGGGAUUGGAAGAGGGCGAAGAACGGCGUUGGGCGGACUGGGCCGACCUCUAGGCUAUAGGCCAAGUUUCCUCUCUGGGUGGGAACAUUUUUUGCUUUUGAAGCUGGAGAAGGGGAGCUGUACGGUGUAUGAGUAUCAUUGUAUGAUCACGGUAACAUACAGGACGGCCGGGACACCGUCUCUAGGGAUUUCAUUUGUUUCAAUGGCUUCUUGGUGGGGGGUGUAGGCACUUCAAAACGACUGGAAAGGGGGGAUGAGCGAAGGGGAUGCUCGCAAGCGCAAGGCGUUGGAUUCGGACGACUACCUACUUGUACAGACACCAUGCUGGAGGAAUAUCGAACUACCUCUCCUGUACUGUUAUUACACUAUUGUGGACAAUGCUAAUUAAUCUUUGAAGAAAUCACUGGCCUUCUGGUUAAGAUAUCUAUGCCUAU